Messenger RNA from Tuber aestivum (summer truffle), 3031 nucleotides. The record is from the annotation of a GenBank genome assembly. NCBI's taxonomy places the organism in Eukaryota, Fungi, Ascomycota, Pezizomycetes, Pezizales, Tuberaceae.
GAACUUUAACACAUUAUAGUUUGGUGUGACAUAGCAGUAGAACUGCGAUAUUUAUGAUGAUAACUGUGAUCAGUCGGGUGCAGCACGGUAAAAAAAAACUCCGGUACCGGUAUCCCACCAAAGCCUGCAGGCGCUUUGAGCUCUUCUGAGUUGAGUUGAUAUUGGUAGUGGCGGUAGAUUUGCAAAGGGAAAAAAACGAAAAACAAGACUCAGUACUUGUGCGAUCUGUGCCCUGGACUGGUUUAGACUAGUGUGUGGGAUGAGCAUUCACUCUCCCAUAGUCUAAUAGCGGAGGGGUAAAGGGACGGCACAAACGAUUUUUCAUGCCUACGGCAGUCUACCGCUCUCGCCCUUCCUUUAGAGGACAAGGCAUCGUACCGUUGGAGAAAAUGCAGAAGCCCGUUGCAAACCGAGACUCGACUGGUUCGAUCCUGUGCUUGGCAGUUGGUCCACCAGUACCAGUAUAGCGUUUAUUGCGCGUAAGGAACAGGUGAGUGUAUAAUGGAACUACCGGUACUCAUACAUGAAUGAAGGGAGGUGGAAGGGGUAAGGAGGGAAUAAUUAUAAAAUUUGCAGCUGGUUAGACCAUACAAGUGGGAGGUUGGAGAUUGAGCUGUUGUUAGGUGAGUGCUUAGAUAACUGGGGUCCAGACCGAUGUCUUCUGCCCUGUUCUCCUUUUGUUCAUUACAGUACGGUUGCGGGCACAUUACCCUAUCAUAACUCCGGAUACAAUUGCACUUUCUCGCCUUUUAAGUUACUGCUACCAUAGUGCACGGAGUAUCCCGCAUCGUCAUCGUCUGGUUAUUUUUUCCUUACCCUUUUUCCUUCUGCGUUCUUCCCUCAGGACAAACAAACAAACGACCCCCGGAAAUAUAAAUAAGGGAAUAAAAAUGGAGUCUUUUUCAAAGAAGAAAGUCAUUGUGGUAGGGGCAGGACCAGUGGGGGCUCUCAGUGCGUUGUACUUUUCGCAUGCCGGAUGGGAAGUAGAGGUUUAUGAGCUUCGGGGUGGUUUGUUCUUCUCCCUGUUCCUGAAUUUCUAGUUCGUUGGGUUGGCUGGCUAAUGGAUGGGUGGAUUGGGCAGAUCUCCGCCUCCCGGAAAACCUUUCCUUGAACUUCAGCAAGAGCAUCAAUCUCGCACUGUCCGAGCGUGGAAUCAAUGGCCUGCGGAAUUUGGGUGAUGGGGGGAAACUCCUCGAUGAAGUGCUGGCCGAGACGAUACCAAUGUACGGCCGCAUGAUACAUACUGGGGUUCCUGGUGAGAAGGGUGAGAGUCAGAAGUAUGAUGUCCAUGGAAGGGUUUGUCUUGUCCGUCGUCUUCUGUGAGCUGGGGUUGUGGUACUGGGAGCUAAUGGGGGUGAGCGUUUGCAGUUUAUUCGUUCAGCGGACCGGGGGAGACUUAAUGUCCAGCUUCUGGACGCUUUGGCGUUGAAGGAUGUUAAGCUGUUUUUCUACCAUGGGUUGAGGGGGCUUAAUCUCGAUGCUAAUAUGGCGGAGUUUGAGAAGAUGUUUGCCUCGCUCUAGCUGCUACUUGUAACUUGUGAUUGGAUAGCUGACUUGUGAGCAGUGGGACUGGGGAGAGAGUUACGGUCCGAGCAGAUUUGAUUAUUGGAGCGGAUGGGGCUCAUUCUGCUACUCGAAGGUUGCUGCAGAAGAGUGUUCGGUGAGUUUGGGUUUGAUUAUGGUAGUCGUUCAGUGCUUAUUGUGGCAGUAUGUAUUAUGAGCAGGUCUAUAUCGAGACGCUAUGGCAGGAAUACGAGAUUCCGCCGGAUGAGGAGACUGGUGACUUUAAGAUUGAUGCGAAUCAUUUGCAUAUCUGGCCGAAGAAGGACUUUAUGUUUAUUGCUAUUCCUAGCAUUGUGUGCUCACCUCCUCCAAUAUGGGGCCAUGUAUGGAGGCUAAUUUUUUUAGGAUAAAACCUUCACUUGUACAUUGUUUAUGGAACAAUGGAGAUUUGACACUAUCGGGGAAAGCAGAGAGGAUCUGCUCAGCUUCUUUAGGGAGAACUUUGAGGAAGUGGUCGAUCUUGUGGGAGAGGAUAGCUUAGUGGAGCAGUAUCUGAACCACCAAAAGCUUCCGUUGAUCAGUAUUAAGGUGAGAUACCCUUCCUCUCACUUACCAAAGGCUAAGCUAACUCCCACAGUGCCGGCCGUAUCACUACAAAGAUCGCUGCGUAAUAGUUGGUGAUGCCGCCCACGCAAUGGUCCCCUUCUACGGCCAGGGCAUGAACGCAGGCUUCGAAGACGUGAGCGUGCUCUUUGAGCACAUCAAAGCACACCCGAACUCCCUGGCCUAUGCCCUAGCAUCGUACUCGGCGUACAGGAUGCCGGAUGGACACAUGAUUAACGAACUUGCGAUGCAAAACCACAUCGAGAUGCGUGCAACCGUCACUUCGAAAGCCUACCUACUCAGAAAAGCCAUUGAGGAGGCGCUGUAUGCAUAUGUGCCCUGGUUGGGCGUUAGGACGAUGUACAGCAUGGUUAGCUUCUCAAACAUUAGGUACACGGAAGUGGUCAAUAGGACGAGGCGGCAGAGAAAGUGGCUGAAUGCUGCUGCCAUGGCCCUGCUGGUUGGAGGCAUUAUGGGUGGUUUGUGGGGGGUUAAUAGACUCGGGUUGAGGAAGAUGGGUUGGCUGCGGAUGGUCAAGGGGUGGUUUAGGUAGAUUUACUUGGGCGUGCGGGAUGAAGAUUUAGUUGGUUCGGGAUCGUUCCCACCGCUUUUGAUCUUUUCUGCUUCCUUGAAUCUGCGUUAGAUAGCCGUGAUGGGGCUACCAAUAGAUUGGCAGUUGAUAGAUGACUAUUGCGGGUUUACGCAGGUGUUUUGCUUUUUGCCCCUUUCUGAUUACUUCUCAUAAUAUUGUUCGAGAAAUUAUGGGGGGUGGGGUGGGAAGGGACAGUACGAAUUGAGUGAUCGCUUAUGUCGCGAGUGAACUACGGUAGACAUUGUAGUACGGACGCGAUGCCCUGAACGUAGUUAUCGCAAGUCACAAAUAUCACAGUAUGAUACGGUACUCCUGUGUUUUGUACUUGACAAU